Messenger RNA from Manacus vitellinus (golden-collared manakin), 280 nucleotides. Its product is annotated as histone H2A-IV. The transcript has a single exon. Gene Ontology annotation, cellular component: nucleosome. Gene Ontology annotation, molecular function: protein heterodimerization activity; structural constituent of chromatin; DNA binding. NCBI's taxonomy places the organism in Eukaryota, Metazoa, Chordata, Aves, Passeriformes, Pipridae. The record is from RefSeq and is a predicted model, not a curated record. The annotation marks the transcript as partial.
GGCGCGCCCGUCUACCUGGCGGCCGUGCUCGAGUACCUGACGGCCGAGAUCCUGGAGCUGGCGGGCAACGCGGCCCGCGACAACAAGAAGACGCGCAUCAUCCCCCGCCACCUGCAGCUCGCCAUCCGCAACGACGAGGAGCUCAACAAGCUGCUGGGCAAGGUGACGAUCGCGCAGGGCGGCGUGCUGCCCAACAUCCAGGCCGUGCUGCUGCCCAAGAAGACCGACAGCCACAAGGCUAAAGCCAAGUAAAUAUUUCUGAAGAGUAAUCAAGAAACAA